Messenger RNA from Prunus dulcis (almond), 686 nucleotides. RefSeq lists its product as uncharacterized. The record is from RefSeq and is a predicted model, not a curated record. NCBI's taxonomy places the organism in Eukaryota, Viridiplantae, Streptophyta, Magnoliopsida, Rosales, Rosaceae. The transcript has a single exon. The coding region runs from base 111 to 548 and encodes 145 amino acids.
AACACAACCCAAAUGAUAUAAAAACCCCCGGAACACAUUUACAUAUACUCUUCUGCUGUGACCUGCAGAAGUACAUAUACAUUACAGUUUGCACUGCAAAAAGAAAGAACAUGACUUCAGUUUGCAUAUCAAACUGCGUCAACGACGCACGUGACCCGCGCGUGCCGAUGCGAGCCACCUACGUGAACCUGUACAAGUGGCCCGAGUCAGACGCCGAGUUCGUGAGAUCGGUGAGCUCCAAAGGGCGGCGAUCAGGUGCGCAGCAACAUGGGCACCCAAGAGUUGUGGACAGCAUAUCCUGCAGGCAAAUGUACCUGAGGAGCUACACGUUCUCAAGGAAAGAGACGGUGCCUGAGAAAACCCAGAAAUGCUUUGGCAGAGUCAAAGAGAAAAUGGUGAACAAUAAGAAGGGGAAGGCCAAAGGAGGGCGCAAGAGGAGUAACAAGUGUUUGGUUCUCAGGAAAGUGAAGGAAUUGUCAUCUGCUGCUCUGUUUAGAAUUUUCCAGAGGUUCUUGUCUUGCUCUGCUAGUGUAGAUGUUGUGAAUUGAAGUUUCUUAAUUUAGUUUUGUUAAUUUAUAAUCCAGAGAGUAUGGUUGUUUGUUUGUGCUUUUGUUUCUGUAAUCUUGUGUUGGAUAUAUAAAUGCUGAAAAAGGGAAGGGCCCCCAUAUAUAUAUUUGGUUCUGCAA